AUGAAAGUUCUUUUUACUAGGUUGUUUUCUGUUAAAAAUGGAUUAAGCAAUAUUAAAUGGAGUGCAAGAAAUUUUAGUAAGGAUUGUGAUAAAAGUACACAAACCUUAAAAAAUAAUGUUACACCUCUACCGCCAUUAUCGGAACCUAUGCCAAAUCUACCACCUGUGACUUACUCUUCAGCUAAGGCUGAAGAUUCUUAUACUGAAGUAACUGUAUUGAGUAAUGGUUUAAGAGUGGCAUCAGAAAAGAAAUUUGGGCAAUUUUGUACUGCAGGAGUUGUAAUAGAUUCUGGACCAAGAUAUGAGGUGGCUUACCCAAGUGGCAUCUGUCACUUCCUUGAGAAAUUGAGUUUUGGUGCUACUCAUAAAUUUCCUACACGGGAUGUGAUGCUGAGAGAAUUAGAGAGACACGGUGGAAUUUGUGACUGUCAAGGAUCCCGUGAUACUACAGUCUAUGCUACUAGUGCAGAUUCCAGAGGGCUUAAAGCUGUCACUCAGGUAUUAGCUGAAGUGACAUUGAGACCACAGUUGUCUACAGAUGAAAUUGAAGCUGCCCGGCAAGCAGUUGCAUUUGAAUUGGAAACAUUGUCUAUGAGGCCAGAGCAAGAAACAAUUUUAAUGGAUAUGAUUCAUGCUGCUGCUUAUAAAGAAAAUACCUUAGGUUUACCAAAAAUAUGUCCAAAAGAAAAUGUUUAUAAGAUAGAUAGAGGAAUUAUUCUUAAUUAUUUGAGGAACCACUACACACCUGAUAGAAUGGUUGUUGCAGCAGUUGGAGUUGACCAUGAACCUUUUGUUGAAUAUGUACAAAAGUAUUUUGUUGAUAUGAAACCUAUGUGGAUGUCUGAAAACAGUAAUUCUUUUACACCUAAUGUUGAUAAAUCUAUUGCUCAGUACACGGGUGGCAUAGAACAGGAUGAAUGUGAAGUGCCCUUGUAUCCAGGAUCUGAUUUACCAGAAUUAUCUCAUGUAGUUAUUGGAAUUGAAAGUUGCUCCCACAGUGACCCUGAUUUUGUAGCAACAUGUGUUUUAAAUAUGAUGAUGGGUGGUGGUGGAUCAUUUUCAGCAGGUGGUCCUGGAAAGGGCAUGUACACUCGUCUUUACACCAAUGUUCUUAAUAGAUAUCAUUGGAUGUUUAACGCAACUGCGUACAAUCACGCUUACGGUGACACCGGCUUAUUCUGUGUCCACUCAGCAUCACCACCAAAUCGCAUUUAUGAUACAACACUUGUCAUUGCUCGGGAACUCUCUAAUAUGGCAGGCAAAGUUGGAGAAUCUGAAUUACGGAGAGCCAAAACUCAGCUUCAGUCAAUGUUACUUAUGAACUUAGAAGCAAGGCCUGUAGUGUUUGAGGAUGUUGGACGACAAGUAUUAGCCACUGGCAAGAGGAAGCCACCAUCAUAUUUCAUCAAUGAAAUUGAAAAAAUAACAGCAGAUGAUAUUGUGCGUAUUGCAAAAAAUAUGCUAAAUAAACGGCCAGCAGUGGCUGCUCGGGGCAAACUAACGCAUUUACCCACUUUCGAAGAAAUACAAGCACAUAUGACUUUGAAUAAAAGUGAUUCUUCCCCACAAGGACGUCGCCUCAAUCUUUUCCGAGCA
Messenger RNA from Iphiclides podalirius (scarce swallowtail), 1596 nucleotides. The record is from the annotation of a GenBank genome assembly. Lineage: Eukaryota; Metazoa; Arthropoda; Insecta; Lepidoptera; Papilionidae.